GCCUUGCAAGCGAGUGCUUCGCGGCAGUCGCCGCCCAGGCAGGCACCAGCGCCUGCAGCCGCUGCACCACCUGCACCUACACCCCCUGCGCAAUAUGCGCGGGUGAUGACACCCAUGCGACAGCUGCCACACACACCUCGCACCACACCCUUCUCCUUCCAGUGGCAGCCCUCUCAUACACAGCUUCCCCAAGUUUCGGCUCUCGGCUUUUCGAGCCCACACCUGGUGACCCCACGUCGAGUGGCCAUUUCCCCUGCACCCUGCCGGCCAAUCUCCCAAGAGCAGCAAGCGCUGCGCUCACCAGCGAUGCGGUCCUACAGGCAAGCAGCUCAAGCGCAGGCCGUACCGGCCCGUCCAACAGAAAAGCAAGUCGAAAGGCCUAA
Messenger RNA from Symbiodinium pilosum, 383 nucleotides. Lineage: Eukaryota; Dinophyceae; Suessiales; Symbiodiniaceae. The record is from the annotation of a GenBank genome assembly.